AUGGCCGCUGCGUACUGCUGCCUCUCCCUGUUUUUCCUAUCCACCUGGGUGGCUCUGCUGCUGCAGCCCCUGCAGGGUGCCUGGGGGGCCCCCCUGGAGCCAAUGUACCCAGGGGACUAUGCUUCACCAGAGCAGAUGGCCCAGUACGCUACUCAGCUCCGCAGAUAUAUCAACACACAAACCAGGCCGAGGUACGGGAAGAGAGAUGAAGGGAACACAGAUGGACUUCCUAGAAUGCAGCUCCCCCCAUGCACCAGCCCCUGGCUGGUUUGA
Molecule: messenger RNA, 273 nt
Organism: Peromyscus maniculatus bairdii (prairie deer mouse)
Lineage: Eukaryota; Metazoa; Chordata; Mammalia; Rodentia; Cricetidae
Gene: Ppy
Product: pancreatic polypeptide
Biological process (GO): neuropeptide signaling pathway; feeding behavior
Cellular component (GO): extracellular region
Molecular function (GO): neuropeptide Y receptor binding; neuropeptide hormone activity
Source: RefSeq, a predicted model, not a curated record